Messenger RNA from Paramormyrops kingsleyae, 6189 nucleotides. Its product is annotated as clathrin heavy chain 1-like. Gene Ontology annotation, biological process: intracellular protein transport; clathrin coat assembly; mitotic cell cycle. NCBI's taxonomy places the organism in Eukaryota, Metazoa, Chordata, Actinopteri, Osteoglossiformes, Mormyridae. Gene Ontology annotation, molecular function: clathrin light chain binding; structural molecule activity. Gene Ontology annotation, cellular component: clathrin-coated endocytic vesicle; clathrin coat of trans-Golgi network vesicle; spindle. The record is from RefSeq and is a predicted model, not a curated record.
CUCCUCGGAGGGCCGGAGCUCUUUCCGCAUUGUACCCUUCUACUGUGUCUCCGCCGCCAUUGCGGGCUUUCGGAGUUCAGUGGUGGGGCCGCUGAUCUUCAUUCAGGGGAAACAUCAACCUGCGGGGAGUUUAGCGCGCCAGUUAGCAAGAUAUUUUUUUCCACCAUCUUAACCAGAUUUGAACCCCCCAUCUUCCAUUCUUCAGACUCUCUUGCUUCUUUAGCUUCUUGGAUCCCAUCUGACGAAAAACGAAGCAGUAGCGGUUAUCUAGGAGAACUGGGACAAGGAGGAGAGAGGAACCAUCAUGGCUCAGAUCCUGCCUAUCCGAUUCCAGGAGCACCUGCAGCUCCAAAAUCUGGGUAUAAAUCCAGCCAACAUUGGAUUCAGCACUCUGACCAUGGAGUCGGACAAGUUCAUCUGCAUCCGGGAGAAGGUUGGCGAGCAAGCGCAGGUGGUGAUUAUUGACAUGAACGACCCAAACAACCCUAUUCGCAGACCAAUCUCUGCAGAUAGCGCCAUUAUGAACCCCGCCAGCAAAGUCAUCGCCCUCAAAGCGGCAAAAACCCUUCAGAUCUUCAACAUCGAAAUGAAGAGCAAGAUGAAGGCCCACACCAUGACUGAAGAUGUCACCUUCUGGAAGUGGAUCUCCCUCAACACAGUGGCGCUAGUCACAGACAACGCGGUCUACCACUGGGGCAUGGAGGGCGAGUCGCAACCACUCAAAGUUUUUGACCGGCAUUCCAGUCUGGCAGGCUGUCAGAUCAUCAACUAUCGCACCGAUGCCAAGCAGAAGUGGCUGCUUUUGAUUGGCAUUUCUGCACAGCAAAACCGUGUCGUUGGUGCCAUGCAGUUGUACUCUGUGGACAGGAAGGUCUCCCAACCCAUAGAGGGCCAUGCUGCUAGCUUUGCUCAGUUUAAAAUGGAGGGCAAUGCAGAGGAGUCCACUCUCUUCUGCUUUGCUGUUCGAGGUCAAGCUGGGGGGAAGUUACAUAUUAUUGAAGUGGGAACGCCACCGACAGGGAACCAGCCUUUUCCGAAGAAAGCCGUGGAUGUGUUUUUCCCUCCUGAGGCCCAGAACGACUUCCCCGUUGCCAUGCAGAUAAGUUCCAAGCAGGAUGUUGUCUUUCUCAUCACCAAAUACGGUUACAUCCAUCUGUAUGACCUGGAGACGGGUACCUGUAUCUACAUGAACAGGAUCAGUGGGGAGACCAUUUUCGUCACGGCUCCCCAUGAAGCCACUGCUGGCAUCAUUGGAGUCAACAGGAAGGGACAGGUGCUUUCAGUGUGUGUGGAGGAGGAGAACAUCAUUCCCUACAUCACCAACGUGCUGCAGAACUCCGACUUGGCCCUGCGAAUGGCCGUCCGCAACAACCUGGCUGGGGCUGAGGAGCUCUUCGCACGCAAAUUCAACAAUCUCUUUGCAGGAGGAAGCUACUCAGAGGCCGCAAAAGUGGCAGCUAAUGCACCAAAGGGUAUUCUGCGGACCCCUGAUACCAUCCGUCGCUUCCAGAGUGUCCCAGCCCAGCCUGGCCAGACGUCCCCCUUGCUGCAGUAUUUCGGCAUCUUACUGGACCAGGGCCAGCUCAACAAAUUCGAGUCUCUGGAGCUUUGUAGGCCUGUUCUGCAGCAAGGCCGCAAGCAGCUUCUAGAGAAAUGGCUGAAAGAGGACAAGCUGGAGUGUUCAGAAGAGCUCGGAGAUCUGGUGAAAUCUGUGGAUCCUACUCUGGCCCUCAGUGUCUACCUGAGAGCAAAUGUUCCAAACAAAGUGAUCCAGUGCUUUGCAGAGACAGGACAGUUCCAGAAGAUAGUAUUGUAUGCCAAAAAGGUGGGGUACACUCCUGACUGGAUCUUUCUGCUGCGUAACGUGAUGCGCAUCAGCCCAGAGCAAGGUCUGCAGUUCUCUCAGAUGCUGGUGCAGGAUGAGGAGCCCCUGGCUGACAUCACGCAGAUAGUGGACGUGUUUAUGGAAUACAACCUGAUCCAGCAGUGUACCUCCUUCCUGCUGGAUGCUCUGAAGAAUAACCGUCCCACUGAGGGACCCCUGCAAACCCGCCUUCUGGAGAUGAACCUGAUGCAUGCUCCACAGGUUGCUGAUGCCAUCCUCGGGAACCAGAUGUUCACACACUAUGACCGUGCCCAUGUGGCUCAGCUGUGUGAAAAGUCAGGGCUGCUGCAGCGUGCCCUGGAGCACUACACCGACCUGUAUGACAUCAAGCGGGCCGUCGUCCACACCCAUCUGCUCAACCCUGAGUGGCUGGUGAACUACUUUGGCUCCUUGUCUGUGGAGGAUUCCCUCGAGUGUUUGAAGGCCAUGCUCUCAGCAAAUAUCCGCCAGAACCUGCAGAUCUGCGUCCAGGUGGCCUCCAAGUACCAUGAGCAGUUGGGCACGCAAGCACUCACUGACCUUUUUGAGUCCUUUAAGAGCUUCGAGGGGCUAUUCUAUUUCUUGGGGUCUAUUGUGAAUUUCAGCCAAGAUCCAGAAGUUCACUUCAAGUACAUCCAAGCCGCAUGCAAAACUGGCCAAAUCAAGGAGGUGGAACGGAUCUGUCGGGAGAGCAAUUGUUAUGAUGCUGAGCGUGUGAAGAACUUCCUAAAGGAGGCAAAGCUUACUGACCAGCUCCCCUUGAUAAUCGUGUGUGACCGCUUUGACUUUGUUCAUGACCUGGUCCUUUACCUCUACCGCAACAGCCUACAGAAAUACAUUGAGAUAUACGUGCAGAAGGUAAAUCCAAGUCGCCUGCCUGUGGUGAUCGGAGGGCUGCUGGAUGUGGAUUGCUCUGAGGAUGUCAUCAAGAACCUCAUUAUGGUGGUGAGGGGCCAGUUCUCCACCGACGAGCUGGUAGCUGAGGUUGAAAAGAGAAACCGGCUAAAACUGCUGCUGCCCUGGCUGGAAGGUCGCAUCCAUGAGGGCUGUGAAGAGCCUGCAACACACAAUGCUCUAGCUAAAAUUUACAUUGACAGCAACAACAAUCCAGAACGCUUUCUGAAGGAGAAUCCCUACUAUGACAGCCGAGUGGUGGGCAAGUACUGUGAGAAAAGGGACCCCCACCUGGCCUGUGUUGCCUAUGAGAGGGGACAGUGCGACCAGGAGCUCAUUCAUGUCUGUAACGAGAACUCCCUCUUUAAGAGUCUGUCACGUUACCUGGUUCGCCGUAAAGACCACGAUCUUUGGGGUAGCGUGCUCCUGGAGUCUAAUCCAUACCGGAGGCCUUUGAUAGACCAGGUUGUGCAGACUGCCCUGUCUGAGACUCAGGACCCUGAAGAGGUGUCUGUCACUGUGAAGGCCUUUAUGACAGCCGACCUUCCUAAUGAACUCAUUGAACUUCUGGAAAAGAUUGUUUUGGACAAUUCAGUUUUUAGUGAACACAGGAACCUACAGAACCUCCUAAUCCUCACAGCCAUCAAAGCAGACCGCACUCGGGUGAUGGAGUACAUUAGCCGGCUGGAUAACUAUGAUGCGCCUGACAUCGCCAACAUAGCCAUUAGCAAUGAGCUCUUUGAGGAAGCCUUUGCUAUCUUCAGGAAGUUUGAUGUCAACACUUCAGCUGUUCAGGUUCUUAUUGAGCACAUUGGCAACCUUGACCGGGCCUAUGAAUUUGCCGAGCGUUGCAAUGAGCCAGCGGUAUGGAGCCAGCUAGGCAAGGCUCAGCUACUGAAGGGCCUGGUGAAGGAGGCCAUUGACUCUUAUAUCAAGGCAGAUGAUCCAUCAGCUUAUAUGGAGGUGGUACAGGCAGCAAAUCAAAGUGGGAACUGGGAGGAUCUGGUGAAGUUCCUGAUGAUGGCUAGGAAGAAGGCACGGGAAUCCUACGUAGAGACUGAGCUGAUCUUUGCUCUUGCAAAAACCAAUCGCCUGGCUGAGCUUGAGGAGUUCAUUAAUGGUCCCAACAACGCUCACAUUCAGCAAGUUGGUGAUCGAUGCUAUGAUGAGAAAAUGUAUGACGCAGCAAAGUUGCUGUACAACAAUGUCUCCAACUUUGGUCGUUUGGCCUCUACUUUGGUUCAUCUGGGAGAAUUCCAGGCUGCUGUGGAUGGAGCCCGUAAGGCCAACAGUACACGCACCUGGAAGGAGGUAUGCUUUGCCUGUGUGGAUGGAAAGGAGUUCCGCCUGGCCCAAAUGUGUGGCCUGCACAUCGUUGUUCAUGCUGAUGAGUUGGAGGAGCUCAUCAAUUACUAUCAGGACCGUGGCUAUUUCGAGGAGCUAAUCACUAUGCUGGAAGCAGCACUGGGACUGGAAAGGGCCCACAUGGGCAUGUUCACAGAGCUGGCCAUUCUCUACUCCAAGUUUAAACCACAAAAGAUGAGAGAGCACCUGGAGCUUUUCUGGUCCAGGGUCAACAUUCCAAAGGUUCUCAGGGCUGCUGAGCAGGCCCAUCUGUGGGCAGAGCUUGUUUUCCUAUAUGACAAGUAUGAGGAAUAUGACAAUGCAAUCAUCACUAUGAUGAACCAUCCAACAGAUGCUUGGAAGGAAGGGCAAUUCAAGGACAUUGUCACAAAGGUUGCCAAUGUGGAGUUGUAUUACAGAGCCAUCCAGUUCUAUUUGGACUUCAAGCCCCUGUUACUAAAUGACCUGCUCAUUGUUCUGUCACCCCGGCUGGACCACACACGGGCUGUGAACUUCUUCACAAAGAUGAAGCAGAUUCCACUUGUUAAACCUUAUCUGAGAUCUGUACAAAACCACAACAACAAGUCUGUAAAUGAAGCACUGAACAACCUUCUCAUCAUAGAAGAAGACUUUCAGGCUCUGCGCACAUCCAUAGAUGCCUACGACAACUUCGACAACAUCUCACUAGCUCAGAGCCUAGAAAAGCAUGAGCUUAUUGAGUUCCGAAGAAUUGCAGCCUACCUCUUUAAAGGCAACAAUCGUUGGAAGCAGAGUAUUGAGCUCUGCAAAAAGGACCAGUUGUACAAGGAUGCAAUGCAAUACGCUGCAGAGUCCAAGGACAUAGAGGUGGCAGAGGAGCUUCUCCAGUGGUUCCUGCAGGAGGAUAAGAAGGAGUGCUUUGCUGCCUGCCUCUUCACCUGCUAUGAUCUGUUACGGCCCGAUGUGGUCCUGGAGACCGCCUGGAGGCAUAACAUCAUGGACUUCUCCAUGCCUUAUUUCAUUCAGGUCAUGAGGGAGUAUCUGACCAAGGUCGAUGCAAUUAAGGAAAAGGUGGACCAACUGGAUGCCUCAGAAUCUUUAAGGAAAGAAGAGGAGCAAGCUACGGAUAACCAGCCCAUUGUUUAUGGGACAGCUCAGCUGAUGCUCACUUCAGGAAGCAGCAUGCCCGUCCCACAGCAGGCUUACGGCUAUGGAUACUCUGCACCUGCAGGCUACGGCCACCCCACACAGCCCCAACCUGGCUUUGGCUAUGGCAUGUAGGCCUCUCUGCUUCAGAGCCAUGAGUCCGUCUCCUUAAGUUAUUCACCAGCCGAUUCUGGUCUUCUGUUUGCAGUGGGGAAUGCACAACAAGCAUUUUUUUUGUUGAACUUGAUUUUAUUUCUUUUUCCCGAAGGAAAACAAACUGGACAGCCUGUUGUUUUAACACUUUCAUCCUUUUCCAGUGUAUUACUAGAAUUGUCUUGACUUUAUUUUAAGGAAGAAUGGAGGUUUAUGUUCACAAGGGGCUUGCAGGUUCUUGUUCUCUUGAUUUAAAGUCUGUUGUAAGGCGUCUGAUUUGCACUCAGAAAUUAAUGUAGAAUCUCUUGUGUGUAUGUGUUUGUAUGCAAGCAGCUUUCUUCAGUCUGUAAAAUGCAGUAAAAAGCUACAGUAUCCUUAGCAUAUGAGUUGGUUUAUGGCUUCUAUGACUUUAAGUACAAACACUAAUAUCAGUAUGUACUACAUGGGUCUGUAGCACUAGAGUCCUUGUAAAUUCAAACCAAUGUUGAAAAGUGCAUUUUGAGUUCUGUUUUUGUUUAUAUAGCCCCAUAUGUUUCACAUAUGGCUCAUGAUUCCAGUAUUCAGUGUACAUCUGUGGCACCAUUUCUGUCCUCCUGGAGGGAAGAGUCUGUUCUCCUGAAAUGUGUGUAUUUACUCAUCCCUAACCUGUGCUGAGGUUUACAUGUGUUGGGUGUUGUGAUGUUUAAGGUCACUGUUGACUGUACAGAACAGGGAAUUUUAAGGCCUGAUAACCUUGCUUGUCCUGCCAGUUUGGUUUGUGCAGUUUUCAUUCUGAUCUAACUGAAAAUAAACAUACAUAACAGCAGUAA